AUGCAGGAUCACACUACGCUCCAAGUACAACUCCAACAGUCCUGCUGGGACGUUCCAGCCGCAGAGAGCUCGGUCGAAGAUCUGACCUUCAAACUGGAGCCACUCACGAAAACUUCCAACCACCCAAACACGAACACUCUCAACCUCCAACUCUACGCCACAACCACCUCUACCGCAACCAUCCCGCCAACCAUGGCAAACCAACAACAGACGCCGUUCCCAUUUCUCAACUUGCCGGCCGAGUUAAGAAAUCAAGUCUACGAAGAUGUCAUCAACAGCGACAGAAACGCCGGCGACGGAAACAGUGUAGCAACCGCGGACAACCUAGCAUUGAUUGCUUCCAACCAGCAGAUCCGAGCUGAAUUCAGCUCAAUGCUGUGGCCCGACGCGCACCUACUCAUCAACCGCCCCAUCAUUCCUGGACAGCUCCCAGCCAAAGCCUACAAGAUGCCGCGAGAAAUCCUUCGACAGAGCGCAUCCUUCCAGAUGUACUUGAAGCUCGACGGACUCCAUUUCAGCACGCAUCGCGACAAGAUCCGGGUCUACCUCAUAUGCCAUCCCAGCAAAGGCACCUACAGACUCUGGGCUCCAGCGUUCGCUCGACGCACAUCAAGCUGGUAUCCCGACGAGAUCGCAAAGUAUCACGCGUGGAAAACGAUUCGCGCCGUCGAAGCAUGGCUAGAAGACCGAUUUUCUGGUAUGGCAAUGUACCCCGAGGCGAAGGUCCCAGGCGCGACAAUCUACCCAGCAGAUUUCCCUCACGUCAUAUCGUGCCAUCGACGCCAAGGGCUCAAGAUCGUCCAGAACCACUACGGUCCAUCUCAGCUACCCUUGCGCCAGAAACUCCUCGUCUGCGGCCUCGCUGAGGGACACAUUCUCUACCUCCGAGCCCAGAAAAUCUGGAUGCCAAUUCGAGCCAAGCUCAAAGACACAACGGCCGACAAUCUCGAGAACCUAGCCACUGUCCUCGGCUCCAUGGCUCUCCUCCGAAUCGUUGUUCUGAUGAUUCCACGAAUGCAAUUCUUCUCCUUUGCUUCGCUGAUUGGAAUCCCAUCAAUCAUCAGAGCCGCUCUCGAACGCUUACCCUCGACCACGAACGAUUGGGUCCUGACGCGACUGAAUUGGGUCUGGCCGACGCUGUUUCUCGUCAACGCUGCCGUUUUCGUCUUUUCGUAUGGUUCCUGGAGCUUGUUCUGGACCAUCCUGGGAUUUACGAUAAGCAUCCUACUGGCUCUUUCGUAA
Molecule: messenger RNA, 1242 nt
Organism: Pseudocercospora fijiensis CIRAD86
Lineage: Eukaryota; Fungi; Ascomycota; Dothideomycetes; Mycosphaerellales; Mycosphaerellaceae
Exons: 2
Coding region: 1-1242 (413 amino acids)
Source: RefSeq, a predicted model, not a curated record